Molecule: messenger RNA, 1500 nt
Organism: Rhinocladiella mackenziei CBS 650.93
Lineage: Eukaryota; Fungi; Ascomycota; Eurotiomycetes; Chaetothyriales; Herpotrichiellaceae
Product: protein disulfide-isomerase domain
Exons: 2
Coding region: 1-1500 (499 amino acids)
Biological process (GO): response to endoplasmic reticulum stress
Cellular component (GO): endoplasmic reticulum lumen
Molecular function (GO): protein disulfide isomerase activity; protein-disulfide reductase activity
Source: RefSeq, a predicted model, not a curated record
AUGGCUCGUUCAAUGCUGUGUGCGUUGCUCGUCCUGGCGUUGACGUGUCUGCGCACUUCGGAUGCCUUGUACACCAAGAACUCCCCUGUGCUUCAAGUUACGGCAAAGACAUAUGACUCUCUGAUUGCUCAAUCCAACCACAUCUCGAUAGUCGAGUUCUACGCCCCUUGGUGCGGGCAUUGCCAGAACCUCAAACCGGCUUACGAGAAAGCGGCUAAGAACUUGGCCGGCCUGGCCAAAGUCGCCGCCAUUAACUGUGACGAUGAUGCAAACAAACCUUUCUGCGGACAAAUGGGUAUUCAAGGCUUCCCUACCCUGAAGAUUGUCAAACCAGGUCCCAAGCCUGGUCGACCGGUCGUGGAGGACUACAACGGCGCGAGAUCGACCAAAGCUAUUGUGGACGCUGUCAAGGACAAGAUCCCAAAUCAUGUCAAGAGAUUACAGGGUGAUGCUUUCGACACGUGGUUGAGCGAUCAAGCCGCUCCAGCCAAGGCGAUUGUCUUCACGGACAAAGGUACCACCAGUCCCUUAAUUAAGAGUCUGGCGAUCGACUUCCUCGGUAGCAUUGCUUUCGCACAAGUCAGAGACCGCGCGACGGCGGAGAAGUACCAGGUCACCGAGUUUCCCUUGAUCCAGCUGAUUCCGGCAUUCGGGGAAUCUCCCAUUUCCUACGUGGGAGAAAUCAAUCGGGACUCCUUGGUGAGCUUCUUCAGUCAGGUGGCACCGCCUAAUCCCGACCCAGCCCCCAAGAGUGCGAGACCGUCCAAAUCGUCCUCCAAGACAGCCCAACCAGCACCGGCUUCGUCAGCUUCCGCUGCAUUUUCCAGCGCUUCUGACGCUCACCAGUCUUCCGAUUUCGACGACGAUAUUGCGGGCUCUGGAACCAUAGUUCUGGACGAAGAUGCACCUAGCGAAUCACCUCUUCCUAUUGUGGAACAGGAAGAGAAACCCAUGGUCGUCCCCGAGGCCAUUCCUCCGAUCCCCACGCUUGCCACGCCUGCUGAAGUCGAAGAUGCCUGCCUCACGCCCACGAGUGGUAAUUGUAUCUUAGUCCUGCUUCCCUCCUUGUCUGAUUCGGACGCAAUGCUUCCGGAAACCGCAUUAUCAGCAUUGGCAGGAUUGGCCGAGAUUGCCAACAGGUACGGCCGACGUCACGCCAGAAUGAUCCCGACGUAUGCUGUCCCCCGCGAAAAUCAAGCUGCGAGUAGAAUUUCACAAGAUUUGAGCCUGAAUUCAGAAGGAAACAUGGAAAUCAUUGCACUCAAUAUGAAGAGAGGAUGGUGGAGACGAUACGCGAGUGAAUCCUACGAUGUUGUCGCCUUGGAAAGCUUCAUCGAUGCCAUCAAGCUCGGCGAAGGUACGAAGUCAAAGUUGCCUGCAGACUUUGGAGCGACGACAGCAUCGGAGAGCUCAGAAUCUGACACCACCGAAACCGUGGCUAAUGAUGACGAACCGGAUUCUGAGACUACGGUAGCGGUUCCAGAGCAUGAUGAACUGUGA